Messenger RNA from Exophiala bonariae, 1416 nucleotides. RefSeq lists its product as uncharacterized. The record is from RefSeq and is a predicted model, not a curated record. The coding region runs from base 1 to 1416 and encodes 471 amino acids. Lineage: Eukaryota; Fungi; Ascomycota; Eurotiomycetes; Chaetothyriales; Herpotrichiellaceae. The transcript is spliced from 3 exons.
AUGGAAAAGCGUGAAGCUCUCAGAGACCCGGAAGCAGUUCCUUUCCAGGACACUUGGAGCCUGGAGAUCCGCCCGACCUCUGCAGAAACGACUCCUAGUUCGACGCCGGAAGCAAUGCAUGAGGAUACGACGAUGAAUGUAUUCCACAGCGUUUCCACAGAGAAAGCGCGCUAUAUUGGCUGGGCCUAUGAAAGCUAUAUCAAUUCAGAGGCCGCAAAGAAUCGUUAUGUCCAUAUGCCAGUUGCCAAAUGGCUGCGCAGCACUCUUGCGCUCGCGAAAGCGGACCCGGCGUUAGAUGCUGCCAUGCUAGCCAUUACGUGCAAGAUGUAUUCUGCUUUCUACACGGACCAAUCACUCUUUCUCAGAAGCAAAUAUCUAUAUACAAGCUCUCUAGGUUUACUUCAACGAAAUUUGUCAUCGGAAAAGGCAGCGCUCACAGACGAAACAUUUGCGGCAACCUGUCUCAUAGCAUUGUACGAGCUCACAAGCUUGGACAAGAAUGGCGCUGAUGCAUGGCAGAGCCAUGUGGCUGGUAUCUCAGCGGUGUUGAAAGCAAGAGGUGCCAGAAUGCAUCGUACCUCGCUUCCACGGGAUACACUUGAACAUUGUCGAUACAAUCUGAUGCUGCAGUGUUUGUCCAAUCGUAAUGCUGCUGGCUUUGCUGAGAAAGAGUGGCUUGAAGAUCCAUGGAUAGGCACCAGCAAAAGUCUCGAACAACAGAUCAUGGACUGUGGCUUCAUGCUAGCUCGAGUGCUCCAAACACUUGACGAAGACACCUUUUGGUGGGCGGACAUCACAAGUAUUCGAGAAUUGAUUAAAGCUUGCGAGAAUGGUACAACCAAGAUUAAAACCAUCAAGAAAGAACACCUCAUGGGUCCGAAACUUGAUCCUGAUUCAAGGCUCCCACCAACGGCAUCAAAUACACGCUCAACCAGUGAUAACAAUCAACAAGAGGCUAACAGGCUUGUGCUAAGAUUAACAGCAUCUGCUAUUGAACUCGGGCUUUGCGAGGCCAGUAGUUGCAUCAUGCAGAAAGUGCUCGAAUCAAGCUAUUAUGCCAUCCAUCACAGCGGAGGCAAUUCUUGGAAACUCAUUGACUCGCAAUCUUGUGACGAGACCGAAGUUGCAGUCCCAGAGGAUGGCAUUAAGCUUGCGAAGGAGAUCGUAAACGAAGCCGGUGUCGUUUUUGAUCAAGAGGAGCUGCCUCCUGAGUCAGUUCGCAUGGUUUAUCCUCUGAAGGUAGCUGUUCGAAUGCUAAGGCACGCAUCAUACUGUCCCCAGUAUGAGCAGUGCAGCACAUAUUUGAACUAUCUCCAAGGCAGGAAAGGUAGCAACUUCACAAAAACGCGCCCAAAAGAAUAUUUUGUCUACGGCAGCAGUCGGCAGAAGAAUGUCCUAGCGACAAAAGCAUUAUGA